UGCUGGUGACUUUGCUGGUGACCGGGCCGGUGGCGCACGCGCACAGGACAGACCGAAUCAGCAGCAGAAAAUGGCUUCUGAAGUGGGGUGCAGCAGGUUGCCCGUUGUGACGAUUUUAACCAGAUAUGCCGCAUCAAGCCUGAGAUUGCUUGACUUGUGGAAGUCGCGGUUGAGCCACAUCCCUUAUAAGCUUUUGGACCACGAAAAGCCAGAGGAGGCCACUGCCGAUCUUCAAGAAGCAGAGAUUUUAUUGGCAGACCCUGACUUAAUAGGUGGUUAUUUCAGCCAUUUACCUGAAGCCAAAUGGGUUCAGGGCACGUGGGCAGGUAUUGAUGACUUGGUAGAUAUAGUGAACCCUGCUGACCUCCCCCCACCGUUCACGUUCACCCGCUUGGGUGGGGGUCUGACUGCCAGCAUGGCCGAGUAUGUGAUAGCCCAGAUGGUAGCUCAUGAGCGUCAUUUUUAUGAAAUGAAAGCGGCUCAGGAGAAGAAAGAAUGGAAAUGGAGAAACUAUCGUCUCAUGAAACAUCUUACCCUUGGAAUAUUAGGUCUGGGGGACAUCGGGGAAGAAAUUGCUCGUGUCUGCAAGGCCUUUGGAAUGAGAAUUUGGGGACUGGGACGAAGAGACCGAUCACCCGAGGAGAGGUCCAAAAAUGUGGACGAGUACAGACCAUUGUCCGGCUUGGCCGAACUCCUGGCCGAUUGUGACUACAUCUGUAAUGUGCUGCCCAAGACAUCGGCAACCAUUGACCUACUGUCCGGCGAUGUCCUGUCAAGCUGCACUAAGCAACCUGUCUUCAUCAACGUUGGGCGUGGGAGCGUCAUCAGUGAGGACUCUAUUCUCAAUGCCCUGGACAAGGGAUGGAUCUCUCAUGCGAUACUUGAUGUCUUCAUAACUGAGCCCUUGCCACCUGAAAGUAAACUUUGGUCUUCACCCAAGGUGACUAUUACACCACAUUAUGCAGCCAACACACAACCCUGUGCGGCUGGGGAGUCACCAACAGCUAUGGUUUUGCCUAAUGCGAUUAUUGACGUUAUGCAAGAGAACUACAAGAGGUACGUAAAUGGGGAGCCUUUGAAGUAUGCAGUGAACUGGAAGCUUGGAUAUUGACAGACGUUCUCAAGGUCACUGAUACACUAUUCACUAGAUGGGGAGUUUGAUUCAACAUAUCAGCUGCAAUGACCCACUGUACUUCCUAUCAAAAAACUUGGCUGCUCACUGCAAUGAUCUAUAUUAUUACUAUGCAUGUUGUGCUUGAUUUCACUUUGGCAAGCUGCCAAGAAGUACUGAAUGAGAGUACCACGUGGUAAGUAAAGAGCUAAAAACCUUUGACAGACAAUGCAGUCAACAGUUGCUAGUUCUUUGAUAGAUGAGUUAACAUCUAUUGCUGCAAAUAUUGAGUUGUUGGUGAUUUAUGAAUAAACAUGUGCUAUACAUGUUAUAUUUUUAUCAAAAGUGGCAACAUUGAAAGCUGAAGGCAUUUACAAAAGACUUUUAGAUCCGUAAACUUAUGGAAGGUUAACCAGAUGAAAGACAAUAAAAGUGAUUUCAAUUGAACAUUCAACUCUGCUUUGUUUUUGAUUGUGUUAAUUUCUAUGUUGCCAUAGUAACGAGACCUGAUGACUGCCUUUUUGCAAUUGAUAAUUGUACAUGCUCACAAAAUCUAGUUUUAAUGACUCUUUUCCAUUUAUGUUAAAUUGAAUAUGCCUGCUUAUUUUUGGAAAUAUCAGCUGGGAAAACUGUGAAUUGGAUUGUGGAUUGACCAUAUACUUGCUUAAAUUUUAAAAGUGUGGUAGUUUCAAUCCAAGAGGCAUUAGUUUCUGGAGCUCCUGAUCCGCCCAUUGUAGGGAGAACAUGAUGGCCUGUGGUCAGUUGUACCCUGAUGCCAAGUUACAUGUGUUUGUAUAGCAGGUUUUGCAGCCAAAUUUAUUCUUUAAAAGUCAUUCAAUUUAAGAGAUCUGUUCUAAUUUCCUUUGAGAUGACUAGCCUCAUGUACAUGUGUCAGCACUUACAACUUCAAAUAGGGUUGUUGGAUUCUCUGUUAGAGUCGUUUGGGGUAUUCAAAUGCAUCAAAGCCUGCAGAGAGAGGUUGAUCAAGAAUUCUAUUUAGUUGGCAAAUAGUUUUCGGGCGCUUCUCUUCAGACUGUGUGGUAUAGGAUUUCCAAUUUGUAUCGGCUUAUCAAUAAGUUGAAUACCAGCAUUCUAAAUGUGAAAUGAAAAGGGGAAGAGAUGAAACAUGUAUCAUUCUUUGUCAAGAUGAAAGAACUUGCUGUCAUGUUAUUUUGUAAACCAGCAUUUUCUAGCUCUUGUAAUUUGUUGAUAAUCAUUAAUUCAUAAUUAAAUGUUUUCAAGUAUUUUGAA
Molecule: messenger RNA, 2362 nt
Organism: Acanthaster planci (crown-of-thorns starfish)
Lineage: Eukaryota; Metazoa; Echinodermata; Asteroidea; Valvatida; Acanthasteridae
Molecular function (GO): NAD binding
Source: RefSeq, a predicted model, not a curated record